AUGGAGCAGCAACAGUUGAUCGCCAGCGUCCACCCGGUGCAUACACAGCUACAAGAACCCCAAUCCUUCCAAGGACCACACCGAGCUCACCCAAAAGUUUUCAGAAUGCACUCCGUAACCAUUCUCGCCAUCUUCGCCGCCUCCUUGGCCUGCUGUGCCGGCGAUGUGGCGCACUUGUCGCGCAGCUAUCUGCCUCCCUUGAGCGGCGGCUACUCCUCCGGAUAUUCCUCGUAUCCGUCGUACUCGAGCGGAUCCGGCUACUACUCGGGCGGCGGCAGCUACGCCUCGCCGCUCAUCUCGUCCAGCUACAAGAACUAUGCGGUGCCGCAGUACACCACCUACGCCACGCCCUCGCGCACCUACUUGCCGGCGGAUGCGGGCUACACCGGCUACUCCGGCUACUCGGGCUACUCCGGCUACAAUGGCCUGGACACCAAGUACGGCAGCAAUGGCGGCUACGUCUACUAG
This is a messenger RNA of Drosophila teissieri, 468 nucleotides long. Its product is annotated as prisilkin-39. NCBI's taxonomy places the organism in Eukaryota, Metazoa, Arthropoda, Insecta, Diptera, Drosophilidae. The coding region runs from base 1 to 468 and encodes 155 amino acids. The transcript has 2 exons. The record is from RefSeq and is a predicted model, not a curated record.